GCUCAUUACUCGUAUCGGCACUCGUCGUAUUAGUAUCAUGGCACCCAAAGCAUCAGGAUCGAAAGGAGCUAAGAAGGCCGCCACCAAGGCAAAGGCCAACCGUGGGACUGACAAGAAAAGGAGGAGGAAGAGGAGGGAAUCCUACAGCAUCUACAUCUACAAAGUGUUGAAACAGGUGCACCCCGACACCGGUGUGUCCAGCAAGGCCAUGUCCAUCAUGAACAGCUUUGUCAACGACAUCUUUGAGAGAAUCGCCGCUGAGGCUUCCCGUCUCGCUCACUACAACAAGAGGUCCACCAUCACCAGUCGGGAGAUCCAGACCGCUGUCCGUCUCCUUCUGCCCGGUGAAUUGGCCAAGCACGCUGUCAGUGAGGGAACCAAAGCUGUCACCAAGUACACCAGCUCCAAGUAAACUCCUGAAAAGUUUACUACUACAAACACAAACGGCCCUUUUCAGGGCCACCCAAACUCCUCAAAAAGUCCCAAUGAACACUCGAAAAAACGCAAUUACUUAGUUCUUAGUUUUGUGUUAUGUUUCAAUUCAUCAUAAGUUAAAAGGGUAUGAAUUAGUUAAGUAUGUGUGUGUAAAAUAAACGAAUAUAUGUGUGAUAUGAGUUGUGUGUUGUAAUGUAUAUUGUGUGUAUACAUGUAUGUAUCAAUCAAAGCAUAAUGCAUAAACAUACGGAAAUGAAACAUGUCUUGAUCAUGAUUUUAAUUGAGUGGAUAAAACUGUAGUUGGACAAUAUCUAUUGAUAAAUGGAAAUGUACUGCAAACGUGUGUGGAGUUUACUGGUGUUACUUGUCCGUGUGUAUUGCGAUGACCAAUGUAAUGUAAUGUUAUUGUAUAUUGCGGUACGUAUACGUGUAUCUUUAUGCGUAUGUGUACGAUAUUAAUUUUGUCGAUAUCUAGUCUCCGUGUGGUGGUAGUAGUAGUAGUAGUAGUAGUAGUAGUAGUAUAAGAUCAGCAUUUAUGU
Messenger RNA from Pecten maximus, 974 nucleotides. RefSeq names its product histone H2B. The record is from RefSeq and is a predicted model, not a curated record. Gene Ontology annotation, molecular function: DNA binding; protein heterodimerization activity; structural constituent of chromatin. Lineage: Eukaryota; Metazoa; Mollusca; Bivalvia; Pectinida; Pectinidae. The coding region runs from base 38 to 412 and encodes 124 amino acids. The transcript has a single exon. Gene Ontology annotation, cellular component: nucleosome.